Messenger RNA from Moneuplotes crassus, 2861 nucleotides. NCBI's taxonomy places the organism in Eukaryota, Ciliophora, Spirotrichea, Euplotida, Euplotidae. The record is from the annotation of a GenBank genome assembly.
UGUUUAGUUAAAAGAUAUUUUAAUAAUCAAGUUAUUCACUGUUUUUCUCUAGAUAAUGCUCGAUUUUCUGAAGCAUUUCUUGAGCGGUGUAAUCGAAGUUGAGUGAAGCUUCUUCUCCAUUCAUCGCUACUGAGUACAGAUCGUACGCUUUGGCAGCUUCAAGCUCAUCAACAAAAGUGCCGAUGUAACGCUUGACUUGAUCAACGUUGAUAAGCGCCUGCCAAUUUGAAUUGUUUCGGGAGACUCCAAUGUACUUGGACCGUCUUCUAAGUUGCUUUUUGUGAGCACUCUUAGCUUUCUUUGGUGAUGAAGCAAACCCAGUCACAAGAUGAUUAAGGAUGCGCCAUCUCAUCUCAAUGAGUCUUUGCUUGAUGUCAAGUUCCUUGGCUUGGCGCUUUCUCUUUUUGAGCAUCGAUCCCUCACCAUUCAUUUGGCUCCACUCCACAAGACCAGCAUCUGUUUGACAUAAGCCUCCAUGAGGCGUGUACUGAAGAACUUUCAUGUCAGAUGCUCUUGAGCAAUAAUCACUUUUAUUAUUUUGAGGAUACGGAGUCGUGAAGCUAUUCUGGCAACUUAAAAAUCAGCAAUCUUGAGCCUCUUUCGCUCCCUCUUCAAGCUGGCCCAUUCAGUACACUGAACUGAGCUUCUGAACAAUGUCUGAGUAGCUCCACAUUGGGAGGGAACUUGAGUUUGCGUUGUUAGCAAAGUUGGUAAAGUUCAUUUUUAUUAUUAUGAAGACUUAAUCCUAGUUUUUAAAUAGCAUUCUCUUGGCUAUCUUAAAAAGUUUUUAUACUUUGAUGAUCUUCGAAGUAUUAUAAUUUUUGGGUCCAUGAACAAUUAAAUAGGGUUUUAGAUAAUUAACCCUUUCAUAAGUCUCAAUAUUUGUACUCAGAGAUCCCGUAUAUUUACUCAUUUCUUAUGAAAUGUUUCUCACAUAAGAGCAUAAUACAUUGAUAUAUGAAACUGUCCUUUUCUGAUUUGUUGCAAUUUUAUUAAUGAAGAGUAUGCUUAACAUCAAAUCUCACUAUGAGAGGUCCUAGCGAUGCAUGUUAAAGAGUUCACUCUACAGUUAUUGUAUAUAUUUGCCAGUAAAAUUUUUUAGAAUUUUUCAUAAAGUAGCCUGUUAGAAAAUUUGCUUUUUAUAAUUCUUCUUAUAUAAUAAAUGGUAGACAGACCCGACGACUAGUACGAUAAAACUAAAUAAUCUAACCUUAAACAUAUUUGAAUUUAAUCAUCAUUGAUAAAACUGUUAAAUAUGAAGUUGCCUGACUCGGUUAGAACGAAUUUCUGAAUAUAAUAAUCGAGGUAACCUUCUGAAAUUGUGGUGAACGCUUUUAGAAAAAUACUAUUAACUAAGGCUGACUAAAAUUCAACUAUAGCUUCCAUUUGCUUUCUCUGAGCCUAAUGAAUAAUCUGAAUGUCAAAAUACUAGGACGAGUUCAAAAUAUGAUCUUAACUAAAACUAGGGUCUCCUUGUCUCCUUAUAUUCCAUUGUUAUUAAUGCUUCAGGAGGUAUGGUAUGUUUGCCUUUAAUAACACAACUCAUAGGUCCAAUUCAAGCUGUAAAACUAUAGAGAGCAAUAAAAGUUAAGCUAUAGACUUUUUCAGAUGCUUUUUGAUAUUUUCCGAGCCUCAGCUAAGCUGUUAGUCUAUCAUGAAGCUUCACCACUUAUGGUGUUGGAAAUUUUUAAAAACUUUACAAGGUUUAUCAGCGUCCAAUCGUAUUUUGCAAUUUUAGAACAUCAAAAAAAGCUCAGAUUGAGGCCACGCGCUUGUGAAUCAGCAUAAUUAUUGUUAGACUGGUCUAGAGAUGUUCUCCAUUUUUGAGAAUCUAAUUAAUAGACAAUAAACGAAAUGAGAAUUAAGGAGUUCUGAGAAUUAGGUAGACAGUAUGCUUAUCCCUUAAAGAGUCUGCCAUGGUGUCAAACUAGCAAUAGUAUCUCUCUGACUCUUGUUCUUUGUUUCUUCAAAAAUAUUGCCGAUAUUUGGAUAUCAUCCAUGAAAGUGAUUUAUUCUGAAAAUGGUUUGAAUGAUAUCCAAUUCUUCACUCAAAUUCAUUCUACGUGAUGGCUGAGCGGUAAGGACACCAUUUUGCUUCUGACUAAUCAUCCAAGAGAGAUUUCCUUGCCUUUGGAUGGACAAGCUUCCUGUUUUCAUUCACAAAUUGCCAAGAAAAAAAAACUCACGAAGCAACACAAAAAUUGCAUAAAUAUUAAAAUUAGGAGUUGUCAACAAAGAAUUUACUAAAAAACUCUUUGAAACUAAAGAAUUUGAUUGUCUAGUAAUUGGCUGAAAUAUUUCCCAAAUUUCUUAUCAUACCUCAAAGGUAAAAAAGACACAUCAAGUUGUAGCCUCAUGGACGAGCAAACAAACUCAAGAAAAAGUUGUUCAUGGGCCAUGCAAUUGCUAUCAACAGAUUUUUAAAUGGCAAAGUAGACUCUUUCACCUUGAUUGAUAUAAAAGAUAAUUUUUUGGCUGGUCUAUUAGCUUCUCUCGGCCCACACUUGGCUAACAAACUCAGCCAUAAUAAAUAUGGUAGAAAUUUAGAUAUUUUCCUUACUCUCAGUCAGUCUAUUAAACAUCUCUACCAAGCAUAUACUAUCCAAAAAAUACAGUACAACUUAGGACUCCUAUCCCCUCCCCUAUCCAUCCUUCUCCAAUACCAAAGUUCCCCCAGUCGUGCCCAAAAGUACCACUAUCCUUCUUCAUCAGCCAUAUUUUCCCAUAAAUAAAUAAAAAUUUUGACAAACAUCCCUUGCUUCUACUGCUUACUUCCUCUUCGUGAAGAAAAACUUUAGCUUAUUAAAGACCUGGUCCUUCUUUAGGAAAAAUUGCUUUUGAGCAAUAGACAAUGCUGGUAG